Molecule: messenger RNA, 1845 nt
Organism: Chironomus riparius
Lineage: Eukaryota; Metazoa; Arthropoda; Insecta; Diptera; Chironomidae
Source: the annotation of a GenBank genome assembly
AAAAGUGAAAAUGAAAUUAAAAUUGUUGAAUAUUUUUAUGGUUUUAAGUACCGGAAAUUUUAUAAAUUUUUGUUCAGCAGGUGAAAAUGCUGAUCAUGUAAUUAUUGAAACGGAAAAUAUAAAAAGUGAUAGUCGGGAAGGAAGGGCAAUAAAUGCAGCAGCAACAUAUCGUCUCGCAUGUCCUGGAUUAAGUGAAUGUGUUGCAUUACGUGAUUGUCCUCAACUAUUAGUUGAAGCGACAUCAAGGUGCUAUAAUAGUGAUCGUAGCUUAUUUUGUGGAGCAAAUCAAAACUAUGAACCGUUUAUUUGUUGUCCAGUAAGCUACACAACUCCAUCAUUCCAAGGAGAGAGCACAAACACAAAUAGCAACGUCAAUUACCAAGACAAACUAUCCGGAGCUUGCGGAAAAGCAUUAAUUCAGGGAAGUUACUAUAAAAAGCUUGGAGCAUUUCCUUUCGCAGCCCGAAAAAUUGAGCUCAUUGAUGUAUCACAAAGUUUUAAUCUUUUGCCUGGUUCACAUACUGAUUAUAGUUGGAAUGACAUUGUAGGCUCAUUAUUGAAUCAAUUUGCGCAAUUAUCCAAAAAUUUAAAAGCCUCAAUAACUUUAUUUUUUGACUUUGAUUACUUCACAGAUUUAAAUAACGGAAAUUUGGUAUAUCCCUGUACUGGAUCAAUUAUUUCAAGACGAGUGAUUCUCACAGCUGCACAUUGUGCACUUGCUAAAGCUGAUGGACAUAGAUUAUCAUCUGUAAGAAUUGGUGAAUUUGAUUAUAGCAAAGAUCCUGAUUGUGCUGAAUCAGGAUUUUGUGCACCACCUGCAAUUAAUCAUGCUAUUUCUCAUGUUGUCGUACAUCCUGACUAUAUCAAUGGGCAAUAUCAUCAUGACAUUGCUCUGUUGAUACUAAGAACGCCUAUUAAUUAUACCAUUUCCGCACAACCGAUUUGUUUGCAACGUGAUCGUACUGGAUUAACAGUUGGAAAGAGAGCAACAGUUAUUGGAUGGGGCAAAAUUUCAUUGUCAAAUGUUCGAUCGUCUGAGAUGCAGUACUUAGAGCUUCCAUUAGCAUCGUGGGAUCAAUGUUUAAGAGUUUAUGGAUCGUCUGGUGCUUUAGAUUCACAAAAGUCCAUUGAAGGACAAUGGAUGUGUGCAGGCGGUGAAGGAAAAGAUGUUUGUUCCGGUUUUGGUGGUAGCUCACUGUUUAUCACAGAAAAUUCAAUAUCAUAUCAGAUUGGCAUAAUGAGUUUUGGAUCAGAGAAUUGUGGUGGAUUAAGGAUACCGAGCGUUUAUACAUCAGUUGCACACUUUUAUAAUUGGAUUCAAGACAAUGUUCCAGUGGAAUGAAGAGUGUCAUUAAUUUAUUAGAUUACUUUGAAAGAGACAUGUUAAAAUUUUUAAAAAACAAGAAAUAAACAAAUCGACAUUAAAAUUAGUUAAAUAUUAGAAGCAUUAUUAUUCUUAGAACUAAAAUUUUGAUUCCUAUUAACAAUGAAUGUAUAAAAUAUUUAAAAUCAUUCAUCAUCAUGCUCAUUAAUGACUGCUAAUUGAUCAAAUUGACUAUUGUUGUGUUCAACUGGCAAAUCAUCUAAAUGUAUCACUUCCAUUUCAUUCAUUAGAAUAUCAUUAUCUUCUUGAUGCCUUAAAAUCCUUCUAAUUCUAUGUCUAUAAUACAGAAUAAUGGCACCUAUGCUAAUAACUGUUACCAAACUACUUAUAAUAGACAUAAUUAGUCCAAUUGAAGAUUUGUCAUUUGGAUCGAUGACUUUGUAGUGAUGCCAAUCUGUAAAUGAUCCUUUCUGUGCUAGAGAUUCUGCUCUUAUUCGAAAUAUGUAAUCUCCUGGUAAGAG